GGCUUCAGUUAUCUCUCGCGACUUGGUGCGGUGCGAUGGGUGUGCGUGUGUGAGCUGUGCUGUGUUGUGUUUCCGCCGCAUCUGGAUUUUUGGAUUUUUUUUGGAUUCGUGUUGGAUUUCGGAUCCCGGCGCCGCUAUGGCCUCCCCUGCGCCCCCCUCGGAGCAGCUCCUUGAUGAUGUGCGUCGAUUUUUACGAGUGACGCUGAAUCAAGAGUUAUUAUCUCCAACUUCCGAGAAACAAAGGCAAGACCUUCUCCAGAGGCUGUCAACUAGAGAACAAUCGCCCGGCUCCUACCUGGACAUGAACUGUUGUAAAAAAAGUUACAACGCGGAGAUAAGCCGGGACUUCCAGGAGUUCUACGAGGCGUUCGAGCCGGACGACCUGAAGAGCGCGCGGCGGAGGUCGGACAUCUCCUUCCUCAAGUCGAGCGAGCUCCACAACGAGCUGAACAUAAACAAAGACAACUACGUCACCAAGAACGUCCACCGCAAGAGCCUCAACUCGGUCCUCAGCUCGGAGCUCAUCCUCGGCUCGGAGCGGCUUCAGGACCGGAAGCCGAGCUCCACCAGCUCCACGACCGGCACCAACAUGAACGGGAUCAACGGAACCAACGGCCCCAACUCGGUGGCCAGCUCCGUCAAAUCCGAUAGCUUGUCCAGCUCCACGUCGACGAUCCCACAGGAAUCCGAUGGCGAGCGAGGCGCCAACUCCAGCGAGGUGCUGUCGAUCUCGGCGUCGGCGCUGAAGUACUCGGCGAUCAAGCACGGGGUCCUGGCCCGGAAAGAGCGGGUGCUGAAGGCGUUCGAGAAGGUGCGCAAGUACUGGGUGGGCGUCCUCGGGCACUCGCUCUACAUCUACACCAGCGAGAAGGACCUCCGCCCGACCACCGUCAUCGACAUCCUCGGAUACUCGGCCCGGCCCGUCUCCGUCAAGGACCCUCCCAACUCCAGCCCCAAGAAGGACUACACCUUCGAGAUUGUCUGCCCUGGCAAAAAGACCUACCAGUUCAUAGCAAGUAAUUGGUCCGAGAUGGAGACGUGGAUCCUGAUAAUAUCUCAAGCGGGGAACCAACCAACGCCUCUUCCUAGUCCAACGGUAGCUCCCAGUUCCAACGGCUGCUUCCUCAACGAGAGAUCGUUACCUGCCACCCCUGUCAGUCAGUUCGGCCCCGAACAAAUCUACGACGAGCCCGAUUCCAAGGUCAGACCCGUCGAGAAGUACCCACUGAACAAUCACGUUAGUCCCGUACAGUGGCAACAGUACGAAUUCAUGAGUGACGACUCUUUCUACCACUACAUCGACGACACUAUGAAGGAGAAUUUAAAGAAUAUGAAGAACUCUUGCUUGUGUAGUCAGCAGAAUGAAAACUAUUACAACAAUGUAGGAGAAGGAGUAAGGCAUUGCAUGCAGUGUGAUAAUAGGAGUAACAUGUACUACAACAUGCUAGACCCACCCGACAGUGGACGGAAAGAGAACCACCUUUUCAGCUGCAGUAGUCUUCCAAGCAUUCCCACGGAACAGGAGGCAAUUUAUGACAUUAUAUUAGAUGGUCAAAAGCAGCAGAUCAACGGGAUAACCGACCGGGACAAACUGCUCAACGAGAUCCUGAACCGGUCCAAAGAAGAGCCAACCUCGAAAACAAAACCGGACGAACAAACGCACGAAAGAACCGACUCGACGCGAUCCAGCGACGGCAACGAAUCCGACCGGUCGUCGAAGGAGAACGCCGACUUCAACGUCCAAAAAUCCGGUCUCCUCUUCGUGAACCAGUACGGCCCGAACCGGAUCCAGGACAUCAUCAACCGGAUCGAGACGACCUACAACAACAAACGGGAGCCGACAUCGCCUUGCAAACGCGAACCGGCGCCCGCCAACAAACGCUUCGCCAAAUCCGGUUGCACGACGACGCUCCCCAAACGCACGACUCUCUGCCGGAGCCUGGAUUUCAAGUCCAACGAAUCGAUUUUCGGAUCUCAGAGGAGCUCGGUCGUCCAGGACCAGCUCUACGAACCGGUUCAAACCUCGUCCAGCGCGUGCCCGUCGUAGAACCGGUUCGUUGCCGAGGAACGAUUUUUGUUGUCGUGGGUCGCCCGCCGAAACGGGUGACUCUUCGAACCGGUUCGAACUUUCUGCAACGUGUUCCAGUUGUAGAACCGACUAUUUGCAUGAGAGCGAUUUCUGUUGUUGUGGGUCAUUCGCCGAAACGGGUGACUCUACGAACCGGUUCGAACUUUCUGCAAUGUGUUCCAGUUGUAGAACCGACUAUUUGCAUGGGAGCGAUUUUUGUUGUUGUGGGUCGUCCGCCGAAACGGAUGACUCUACGAACCGGUUCUAACUUCCUCCUGCAUGUGCCAGUCGCAGAACCGUCUAUUUGCAGGGAGAAUGAUUUUUGCUGUCCAGUCCUCAACUGACCGUAUGUUGAACGGAUUCCUAGGCUACAGGCCGUUCUUGAACGGAAAUAGGCUAAUUUAUGGCUCGGCAAAAAGGCCGCCAUGGAAAAACGGUUGUCACCGGUGUUUUUGACUUGUGGCAAUUCGUUGUACUGAGAUCACAGACUGCGCCUCCUUGAAGAUCGCAAAACCCUCGGGAUGUGAAGAGGGAAUCAAUGUAUUUUGUAGUACGUCGUGCAAGUAACAGGGGAAGCAUUGCCUCGAAUUUCACUCCAAAACCGACAGCUAAUGAAACAUCAAGAAAUCUUCUUCACAAGGCGUUCCCUGAAAAAUUGUGAUACUGCAGUUUCGUAGUUUGAAUUGUUAUUUUUAGUAAAGCACUUUUCCCGACCAAUAACUUUUGUGUUGCGAGUGUGUUUGGAUUUUUACAUUCUUUAGUGAUGAAAGAACUGAAACUAAGAUCACGAACACGGCUAGUAACGCAUUGGUUGCACAGUCAAGCCACAAUUUAAACUGCGUUACUAAAUUAUAACACCGGUGUGUUCUAUCAUUUUACUUUAUGAUUGGGACUAGUGGCGAGGCAAGAAUGAUCGACCAUCGAUAUUUCCCCAUUUGAAGUUAUGGUGAAGAAUCGAUUAUUCAGGUGUUCGUUGCAAACACCCUGUAUAUCGAUCCUUUUCCAUAGGUUUAAAUGACAGAUUAAUCGAUUUAUCGCAGAGCACGCCACGCCAUUGAAUUGGGACUCGUUUUCAUCUCCUCAUUUUUUUCGGUGACUACGAAUUUCUAUAUUUUCAAAAUGAAUAAGAGAGAAAGUCAGAUUUUUGUGAAUUAGGCAAACAUACGAGGAAAUUCCGUAAUUAUUUAAUUUAUAGCAAAACAAAGUACGAUGAGGCGAUCGUUAAAGUAACAAGACUGAACUUUUAAUUUAAAUGUGUUUUUUUACCCGCAAAUCAUAAACUGCGUUAUAUGAGAUCCGAACAGUUAACAACUAGAGUUCAACUGAGAAAAUACUGUGACUAAGUGAAUCAAAAUUAGGUACAGCACGGAUGAAAAAGAAUGUAUGUGAUAGCUUCAUUCGUGAUAAUAUGUGAUCUGUAGAAAAUUUAAUGGCCAGUACGAGAUUUUUGUGAGUGUAAACCAUGCUCAUACUUACAUUAACCAGUUGUGAGACAAUCAUUGUCAGAAAAUGUGACUAGAUUCCUGACUAUGGAUGAUUCUUAGAAAUCGGUCACAUUAUUUUUCAUCCGUGCACUGCAGUUUUAACGAGCAUACUCUUUUAGAGUCAAUUGGUUUAAAAAUAAUGUUUGUUAAUAGUUUUCAUAUAAGUACCGUUGUAUGUAAUUUUUUAUGUAAGUUUUUUGUAGAUAAUUGUUGAUCUUAAAAUACAGCUUUUAUUACAAGCUAU
Messenger RNA from Bemisia tabaci, 3796 nucleotides. Lineage: Eukaryota; Metazoa; Arthropoda; Insecta; Hemiptera; Aleyrodidae. The record is from RefSeq and is a predicted model, not a curated record.